UCCUCCAUUUUCUUCCGGAAAGCUCUCUCUCUCUCUCUCUCGCUUUUCGUGAAUCUAUACAGAGAUCUUUUAGGGUUUCUUCUGCCCCUGACAAGAAAAGAAGGUCAAGUAUGUAUAAUUUCUGUCGCUAAUCUGUGGAAAAUUGAAUUAUCUAAGCUUUCGUUUUCUGUAAUUUUAGAAGAUUUGGGGUUUGUUUUCUGUGGUUUUGGAGGGACGACUGAUCGAUUAUUCGGGUCUAUUUGGUUACCUGGAAUUUGUAUAUGUUUCCUUUUUGGAUUCUGUAAUUUGGAUCCGUGAAUUUCCCUUUCGUAGGAAUUUUGACCAUUUAAUUGCGAGGUCGGUGAAUUUUUCGAUUUGUGAUCUGAAUUUAAACUUCUUUUUGGUCUUAAUAUCUAUUGGAGAGCGUCUGUCGGCUAGAAUUGAAAGAUAUGGUGUUUGUGAAAUACGAUCUAUGUUUAUUCCGGAUUUAAUGAGUUUAGGGACUUGGAACAACUUGCAAGGUGCUUCUAUGAUUAGUUUGGUAGGAAAUUGAAGGACCAAGUGAGUCAAGGAAUUUCAAGAUUAAGAUUAAAAAGAUUCGGGUGGGCUCUCAGAGUCGUUUAAUCUUCUUCACUUAAAUUGUGGUGGAAUCAGGUGUCUGAGGGUAUUUACUUAAGAGCCAGUGGGACUAAAGAGUUCAGCAGGAAAAGUAUUUGUGUAUGGGCAUUGUUUCAGGGAAGUGAAUUUAUGUUUAGGAAGGGAGCAUGGCUGCUGCGACUGAUUUAUCGCCUCCAUUUGCCGUAUUAGAAGGUGGGUAUGGUAAGGACAAUGCAUCUUCCGUGGAAGAUGAAAAUUCCGAGGUAUUGGAAAGCCUGAAACAGAUGAAGAUCGGGAAACCUCCACGUCAUCUAUCUGUUAUGCGACAUUGUGUGAGCUCUGCCCGAUUGGCUGCUCAGGCUGAAGAAUUGGAAUUUGAGACGUUUGGCAUAAAAUCGCCCUCGACUGGAAAAUCUGGCUUUUUACCUGUCUUCCGUUCAGGAAGCUGUUCCGAGAUUGGACCAAAACAGUAUAUGGAGGAUGAGCACAUCUGUAUAGACAAUCUUCUUGAACAUCUUGAUGCGAACGUGGAUUUCCCUUCUCCAGGAGCUUUUUAUGGGGUAUUUGAUGGGCAUGGUGGUUUGGAUGCGGCAUCAUUUGUCAGAAAGAACAUUCUCAAGUUUAUAGUUGAGGACUCCCAUUUUCCUGAUUGUGUAGAUAAAGCUCUUAGAAGUGCAUAUUUGAUAGCUGACCAUGCAUUUGCUGAUGCUCAUUCUCUAGACAGAACCUCUGGCACCACAGCUCUGACUGCUCUUAUUUUUGGAAGGACCAUGCUAAUAGCCAAUGCUGGGGAUUGCCGAGCUGUGUUGGGAAAACGAGGUAGAGCAAUUGAGCUGUCCAGAGACCACAAACCCAACUGCACCUCUGAAAGAUUAAGAAUUGAGAAACUGGGAGGCAUCAUUUAUGACGGCUACCUUAAUGGCCAGUUGUCAGUCGCACGGGCCCUUGGAGAUUGGCACAUGAAGGGCCCAAAAGGCUCUGCUUGCCCGUUAAGUGCAGAGCCAGAGUUGAGGGAGACAAUCCUGACCGAGGAAGAUGAGUUCUUGAUCAUAGGCUGUGAUGGUCUGUGGGAUGUAAUGAGCAGCCAGUGUGCAGUGACAAUCGUAAGGAAAGAGCUGAUGAUCCACAAUGAUCCCGAAAGAUGCUCGAGGGAAUUGGUGAGAGAGGCACUCAAGCGCAACACAUGUGAUAAUCUGACUGUUGUUGUAGUCUGUUUCUCCCCUGACUCACCUCCUCGGUUAGAGAUCUCUAAAUCCCGAGUUCGGAGAAGUAUAUCAGCAGAAGGGCUGAACUUUUUGAAGGGAGUGCUGGAUAGCAAUGUAUGAUGUCUGGCGGCCUGUAUAAAAGAAUUUGUGGGUUUACAUGAUUGGAGAUUUUUGCUGAGCUGCGUCCCUUGGUCAUAGCCAACAUUCAGCCUUGUUCAGGGAGCAAUAACAAAAAAAAAAAGAAUGUAUUGAGUGACCAAAUCCUGUACAUUUGAGAAUUGAUUUGAGAUUACAUUAUUUUGUAUUGAUUGAAAA
This is a messenger RNA of Nelumbo nucifera (sacred lotus), 2096 nucleotides long. Its product is annotated as putative protein phosphatase 2C 27. Gene Ontology annotation, biological process: protein dephosphorylation. The record is from RefSeq and is a predicted model, not a curated record. Gene Ontology annotation, molecular function: protein serine/threonine phosphatase activity; cation binding. Lineage: Eukaryota; Viridiplantae; Streptophyta; Magnoliopsida; Proteales; Nelumbonaceae.